This is a messenger RNA of Capsicum annuum, 1557 nucleotides long. Its product is annotated as putative F-box protein At3g23970. Gene Ontology annotation, molecular function: protein binding. NCBI's taxonomy places the organism in Eukaryota, Viridiplantae, Streptophyta, Magnoliopsida, Solanales, Solanaceae. The record is from RefSeq and is a predicted model, not a curated record.
AAUCAUGGAACUUUGUGUUUAAAGUGGAAAAGAAGCAAACUUGGAGAACCCCAUUUGUGGGAAACUUGUAAAACCAAAAUUAGAAAACAUGUUUUUCUACAAUGGGUAUCUUCCUGAUUGGUUCUUGAUUGAAGUUUUAUCAAGAUUGCCUUUAAAAUGUGUUUUUAGGUACAAAUGUGUAUCAAAACGGUGGCGUUUCUUGAUUUCUUCAACUUCUUUUUCUAACUUGUAUGUAUCUAAUGCUCCUUUGUUGACACCUUGGACCAUACUUGGUAAUGCUCUUUGUGUUAAGAGUUAUGAUAGCCUUUUAGUUCAGUCAUUUUUACCUGGCGUGUUUACGGAUAAUAAGUUGCAUUCAAAAUUUAGUGUGGUGAAGUUUCCUUGUGUUGUGAGUUGUGAAGGUGGUGAGAGGUGUAGUAUUGUUGGAGUUAGUGAUGGACUAGUUUUGUACUGUCGUGGUGCAAGUGGGGAGGAGAGUGAUUAUUACGUUUACAAUGCUAUUACGGGGCAUUGUGUUGAUCUUCCUCGAACUUCCACGUGUUUUGGAUAUGUUAGUACUGGUUUUUUAAUGGAAUCUGAAGGGGGGUCUUUGAUGAGUUACAGAGUUGUGAGAUUGUAUUGUCCGUUUGGUGAGUCGUAUGUACUCAAGUUUGAGGUGUUCUCGUCUGAGACUGGAUGUUGGAGGAGUUUUGUUGUGCAUAUGGAUCUAGCUAUUGAAGUUGUUUGGCUUAGGAGGCCUGUUGCGUUGAAUGGGAAGCUGCAUUGGAUUGAUCGUCGACAUGGGAUUUUGGUGUUUGAUCCUUUUGAUGAUUCCAAUCAUUGUCACGUAAUUGGACUCCCUGCCGAUAUAGAUAAGCAAUGCAUUGAUGCGAGAAAUGACGGAAGUCCUGUUUUGUUUGAUGUUCAUCAGGGUCGAUUGAGGUAUGCUGAGGAAUCUGUUAAGACUGUGUAUCCCUUUGGAUUUUCGGGCAUUUCUGUUUGGGUUCUUGAUGACUAUGACUCUUCAAGAUGGACUUUGCAGCACAGGGUAAAGAUCCGGGAGAUCUCGUUCGAUGAUAUUUUAAUCAGCAAAGCGUUAAAUGGGACCAUUCCUACUCCAAUCGCCUUCCAUCCGCUUGAUGCCAACAUCUUUUACCUUGGUUUUGGGGACACUGUCGUCUCAUACAACAUGAAAACAUUAAAAUUGGAUGCCCUUGUCAAUCCAGCUGAUGUUCGCGGUAUGCUUCUAAGUAGUGGACGAGACAGAUUUAUAGAAACACCUUGUUGGUCAUCGGCAUUCUUGUUCACGCUUCCUCCAUGGCCAAUUUCUCUUCCUAUUAAGGAAGAAACAGUAGCAAAUGGUGAUCUUUCCUGUGUAUUGCGAACUAAUAAAGACCUGUAGUGGCUUAAUGACACAAGAUUCCUCGUGCCUUAACGUGCUGCUGAAUAGAUGUGUUUUUGCUUUGGUAUGCUAUGCAUAACGCAUUGUUAGUUUCUUCGCUUGUUCUUGUUUUUGUCGAUGGUCUGAAUGAGUAUACCAUAACAUAUUCAGUAACACAUCCGUUUUUCUUGUUAGCA